ACAAACGUGAAAAAAAGUUAUAGAAAUAUUUGAAACAUGCGUGAGAUAUAUGCCCCAUAUUUAAAUACUGAAAUGAGCCGCCAACAUCAGCGGCACCACCAGACGCAGCAGCAGCAGCAGCAGUUGCAGCUACAGCAGCAGCAGCAGCAGCUGACGGUGCAACAGCAACAGCAGCAACAGCUGCUGAUGGCCGAACAUGCGGCGGCUGCCGAGGCCGCGGAGCUGUUCGAUCUGCUGUGCGUGGCCACGACAAUGCGACAGAUCCUGGCACUGCAUCGGGCCAUGUGCGAGGCGGUGGGGCUGCGGCCGUCGCCUCUCAACGACUUCUACCCGAAGCUGAAGGCGAAGGUGCGCUCGUGGAAGGCUGCAGCGCUGUGGAAGAAGUUCGAUGCGAGGGCCGCCCAUCGGGUGUACGGCAAGGGCACCGCCUGCUCGGGCACCCGUGUGCUGGUCAUUGGCGCUGGGCCCUGCGGCCUGCGAACUGCCAUCGAGGCGCAGCUGCUGGGCGCCAAGGUUGUGGUGCUGGAGAAACGCGAUCGGAUCAGCCGCAACAAUGUGCUGCAUCUGUGGCCCUUUGUGAUCACGGAUCUGCGUAAUCUCGGGGCCAAGAAGUUCUACGGGAAGUUCUGUGCCGGGUCCAUCGAUCACAUCUCCAUUCGGCAGCUGCAGUGCAUGCUGCUGAAGGUGGCGCUGCUGCUGGGCGUCGAAAUACACGAGGGCGUGAGCUUCGAGCAUGCACUGGAGCCCAGCGGCGAUGUCAAUGGCUGGCGGGCAGCCGUUACUCCCGCGGAUCAUCCCGUCUCCCACUACGAGUUCGAUGUGCUGAUCGGUGCGGAUGGCAAGCGAAAUAUGCUGGACUUUCGGCGCAAGGAGUUUCGCGGCAAGCUGGCCAUUGCCAUUACGGCCAAUUUCAUCAAUAAGAAGACGGAGGCGGAGGCCAAGGCGGAGGAGAUCAGCGGCGUUGCGUUCAUCUUCAAUCAGGCAUUCUUCAAGGAGCUGUACGGCAAGACGGGCAUCGAUCUGGAGAAUAUUGUCUACUACAAGGACGAGACGCAUUACUUUGUGAUGACCGCGAAGAAGCACAGCCUGAUCGACAAGGGUGUCAUCAUCGAGGACAUGGCCGAUCCCGCCGAACUGCUGGCCGGCCCCAAUGUCGACACCCAGAAGCUGCACGAUUAUGCCCGCGAGGCGGCCGAGUUCUCCACCCAAUACCAGAUGCCUAACCUCGAGUUCGCCGUCAAUCAUUAUGGCAAACCGGACGUGGCCAUGUUUGAUUUUACCUCCAUGUUCGCUGCCGAAAUGUCCUGCCGCGUCAUUGUGCGCAAAGGCUGCCGCCUGCUGCAGUGCCUUGUCGGCGACAGCCUGCUGGAGCCGUUCUGGCCCACCGGUUCGGGCUGUGCCCGUGGCUUUCUAUCCAGCAUGGAUGCCGCCUAUGCCAUCAAGCUGUGGUCGAAUCCACAGAACAGCACUUUGGGUGUGCUGGCACAGCGGGAGAGCAUCUAUCGGCUGCUCAAUCAGACCACGCCGGACACGCUGCAGCGUGAUAUAAGCGCGUAUACCGUGGAUCCGGCGACACGCUAUCCAAAUCUCAAUCGGGAAUCGGUCAACAGUUGGCAGGUCAAACAUCUGGUUGACACCGAUGAUCCGUCGGUGCUGGAGCAGACAUUUAUGGACACGCAGUCAGCAGCACUGCACACGGCGCAUGUGGAGACGCCGGGCAGACGCAAGCGACGCAGCGGAGAUUCGCUGCCGCAGGGCGCGACGCUGCUACGCUGGAUCGCUGCCCAACUGCAUUCGCAUCAAUUUGUGCCUGAGCUCAAGGAGCCAUCCGAUGUGCUACGCAAUGGACGUGUGCUCUGUGGUCUAAUCAGUCGAUAUCGCCCGGAUCUUAUCGACUUUGCGGCCACCAAGGAAAUGAGUCCCUUGGAGUGCAACGAGCUGGCCUUUGCCGUUCUGGAGCGAGAGCUGAACGUUAAGCGGAUUAUGAGUGCCAAGCAAUCGCUUGAGCUGACGGACAUCGAGUCGCGGCUGUGGCUGAACUACUUGGAUCAGAUCUGUGAGCUGUUUCGGGGCGAGAUUCCACACAUCAAGCACCCCAAGAUGGACUUUAGCGAUCUGCGACAGAAGCAUCGCAUUCAUCACACGCACGCACCGCCAGACUUUUCCAAGUUGUUGCAAAUUAAGUCGAAGGCCAAGUCGCCCAUGCAGGAUGCUGUGGAUGUGCCUACCACCGUGCAGCGUCGCUCAGUGCUGGAGGAGGAACGUGCCAAGCGGCAGCGGCGUCACGAGCAGCUACUGAACAUUGGCGGAGUGACAGCCACCGGGGGUGCAGCGGCCGCAGGAGGAGCUGGAGCUGCAAUCAGCGUCGGCACCAGUGCAGGGGGAAGCAAUCUUCACGCAGGUCAAAAUGAGACGCCACGUCGAUCGAAGAAGCGUCGCCAGACGUCCGACAAAACGGCCAACAUUGAGGAGCGCCAGCAGCGUUUGCAAAAUAUCGAAGAGAAUCGUCAGGAGUGGAUGAGCAAGCGCCGGCAGCAGCGCUACCAUCAGACGCAGAAUUUCUACAAGAGCCUGCAGCUGCUGCAGGCGGGCAAGCUGCUGCGUGAGGGCGAGGAUGGUGUGGCCGAGGAUGGCAGCGCCUUUGAGGAUUACUCGAUAUUCCUGUACAGGCAGCAGGCGCCCAUAUUCAAUGAUCGCGUCAAGGAUCUCGAACGGAAGCUGCUGUUUCCCGAUCGCGAACGUGGGGAUAUACCUUCGGCAAUGCCACGUAGCGCCGCCGAUGAACAAUUCAGCGAUCGCAUCAAGAGCAUGGAGCAACGGAUGACGGGACGCGGUGGCCUGGGCGGUGACAAGAAGCCCAAGGAUCUGAUGCGUGCCAUCGGCAAGAUCGAUUCGACCGACUGGAAUGUGCGCGAGAUCGAGAAAAAGAUUGAGCUGUCCAAGAAGACGGAGAUCCAUGGGCCCAAGGGUCGCGAGAAGGUGCCCAAGUGGAGCAAGGAGCAGUUCCAGGCACGCCAGCACAAGAUGUCCAAGCCGCAGCGCCAGGACUCACUCGAGGCCGAAAAGUUCAAGGACAUCGAUCAGACAAUCAAGAAUCUAGACAAACAGCUAAAGGAGGGCCACAAUCUGGACGUAGGCGAACGUGGGCGCAACAAGGUGGCCUCCAUUGCCGGUCAAUUUGUGCGCAAGGAUGAGACCAAUUCGGAUGAGGCCACCAAUACGGUUGUACAGUCCAAUGCAGUCAUACCCAAAUCUAGUUCCAAGGUGGCUUUGGCCUUUAAAAAACAAGCCGCUUCGGAGAAGUGCCGCUUCUGCAGGCAGACCGUCUACCUCAUGGAGAAGACCACUGUGGAGGGUCUGGUGUUGCAUCGCAAUUGCCUCAAGUGUCAUCACUGCCACACAAAUUUGCGGCUGGGCGGCUAUGCCUUCGAUCGGGAUGAUCCGCAGGGCCGCUUCUACUGCACACAGCACUUCCGGCUGCCGCCCAAACCACUGCCACAGCGCAGCAACAAAGCAAGAAAAUCUGCCGCUUCUGUUCAGGCUGCCUCGCCUGCGGUUGCUGCCGCUGCAACAGUCGAACGCAUGGACAUCGGCCAGGAGGGAUCACCAACCCGGGAUCAAGUGGACUUGCUGGAGACGACACUGCAAGCGGAUGCCAUGUCCGAUGAUGAGGCGAAUGUGAUUGAUGAGCACGAGUGGUCAGGUCGCAAUUUCCUGCCCGAAUCGAACAACGAUUCGCAGUCAGAGCUCUCCAGCUCUGACGAAUCCGACACGGAGUCCGAUUCGGAGGUGUAUGAGGAGGCAGACGAUUCACCCUUCGGUGCACAAACGCUCCAGCUGGCCUCCGAUUGGAUUGGCAAGCAGUACUGCGGGGAAAGCGAUGAUACAACGGAUUCAUAUGACUCCAGUGAUGGUAUUGCGGACGAUGGCAAGGAUGACACUGAGGGCGAGGACUUUAAGAAGGCUCGUGAGCUGCGACGUGAGGAGGUGCGCCUACAGCCGCUGCCCGCCAACUUACCAACGGAUACGGAGACAGAGAAGCUUCAGCUUAACGUUGAGCAAGACAAGGAGAAUGUGGAGCGGAGUUCUCUGCGUUCCGCCAACUCCUUUGAGUCGGCGCGCAGUCAACCGCCCACGCCCACACGCGUGGAAAUGGAGCAACUGGAGCGGCAUGCCCCGCGCAAAUUUAGCAGCGAAAUUGAUGCCAUCAGCGAGAAGCUCUACCACAUGACCAAUAUGGUCAAAAUGAACAAAGAUCUGGAGCUGCUGGCCAAGGAGAAUCUCGUGAAGAGCGACAUUCUGCGCAAGCUGACGCUCAAGGAGAAAUGGCUGGCCGAGAAUGCGGCCAUAGCAGCGGGAAUGACCAAUACACAGAAGGCUCAAGCUGCUGCACCAGUUGCUGCUCCACCUGCUGCUGCUGCUCCUUUGAAGCCCAAAUCUCAGUUUGAGGAAAAAUACGAAAAGCUGCAGUCGAUGGCUGAAGCAAAGCCCAAGCCCAAGCCCGUCAUUGACUUCAGUUUGGAUGAGCUGAAGCCACGCAAGCCCAACUUUGAGGAGCGGCCCAAGGAGCUGCUGCAGAAGCCUGGCAAGAACCUAAAGAGUCCACGGAGCAGCGCCAAUGUAAGUCGCUCCAGCAGCCUCAAGAGCAAUGCCAGCACGGGCAGUCCGCGAGUGAAGAAGAAGGAAGAUGAGACCAAAAUGAACAUUGAGGGAAUACUGGGAACGAUAAAGAAGCUGCAGCGACAGCAAAGCAACUCAAAGCAGCAGCAGGAAGAGGAGGAUAUGGACAUGGAUGUGGACAUGGAAGUGGCUGAGGAUUUGCAGGGCAAAAAGGAGCUCAACAGCAAACUAAAAGAGAUCCAGGCAAGCAGCUUUGCGGGCACGAUGGAUCACAUUAGGAGCCAAUUGGCAAUGCCCACGGUGAGCGCGCAGGCAGAUCCAGCUUCUGUGGAUCUGUCCAAAUAUUUUCCCAACCAAAAGUCCGAGAAGAGCGCCGCGCUCAAUACGAACAAGAAUCAGAAAACCCUCAAGGAUGUGGAUCUGGCCAAGUACUUUCCCAGCAGCCCGGCACCGCAGCGUCGAACUGUGGAGACGGUGGCCGAUCGUCUAAAGAAAUCGCAGACAGAGGCUUCGCUGGCUAAGUUGCAGACGCAGACACAGUCCAAGACAGCAAAGGAGGGAGACGAAAAGCCAAAGGAAAGGGAAAGGGAAAAGCCAGUGCCACCCAAGCGGCAGGCAUCGCUGAACACUUUCAGCUUGCGGGAACAUCAAAUGGAUGGGGCGCUGGAUCUGACCAAGAAGAAAGCGUCGCCCGUGAAGGUGGCCAAGGCGACAAUAUGCAAACAGGCGGUAGGAGGCACCGCAACAGCCACCGCUGCAACAGCCCAGGCAACAGGCAAAGGCAAGAUAAAGAUUAUUAAGAAAAUUGUGCCCAAGGGCACAAAGGCCAAGAAGGCAGCAGCAGCGCAAGAGGCAGCCGCAGCGGCAGCCAAAGCACUGGAGAAACAGCCACCCAAGGACGAAGCUGAACGCAUCCUAGACGAGAUUUUAGGUGGCGAUGGGGAGGUGCGUUCGCCCAGCAGCGAGUAUCAGAGGCUCUUCCAGGAUGAAAAGUCGCCCAGCGAUUUGUCCGACAACAUUGAUCGCAUCCUGGAGGAGUCGGGGCUGGAUUUGGAGCUGGGAUUGCCGCGACGCAGCAGCAAAAAGCUGCAGAAGACCAAAUCCCUGAGCGAAGCGGACUUUGAGCUGAAGCCCAGCGCCAGUUCUCAACUGACGGGAGUGCAAAACAUUCUCAAGCGCUUCGAAUCGAUGAGUUCGGUGGCUUCGUCCACGCACAACAGCGACGAGCAGGCGGCCUUCAAGCUGCGUCGCAUGGAGUCCACCACCAGCAAUCUGAGCAGCCUGACACGCUCCCGCGAGUCACUCGCCUCGCUGGAUUCGAUGAGCGAUCUGGAGCGUACGAUGGAUCAUCUGCGCAAUGAGUGGCGCAACGAGGCCACCAAUUUCCUGCAAAAGAAACGCGACAAGUUCUAUGCCCAGAAGGAGGUGGAGCAGCAGGAGAAGAAAGCCGCAGCAGCGGAUCCUUUGAGGGAUUUGCCAGUGCAAUAUCGUGACUCCAAGUUGGCGAAAUUCUUUGGCCUGGCCACGCGUAAGUCGCCCGAGAAGCGUCGCUCACCCAUCAAGAAAAUAAAAGCAACAACGACGUCGGCAAAGAAAAAGUCUCCCAGUCCCAAGAAGAGCCCAAAGGUGGCCGCAAAGGCCAACAGUUCGCUGGAGGAGCUGGCCAAGAUUGGCGGCGCACGUCAGGCCAAGCAGCAGGCAGCAAAGAAGUCCUCCCAGAAGGUCAUGCCCCCGCCAAAGGCGCCGCUGAAACCAGCCACACCUGUGCCCGAUGACUUUGAGGUACUGGAUCUGCUGGAGAAGGCCACAGAAGCCAAGGAGCUGGUGGAACGUUCCAAGACAAAGAGUCCAGCUGUCAUAGAGGUGGCCAAAGAGGUGUCACUGCCAGUUGCUGCUGCUCCGCUGCCCGUUGAGGAUAUCAAAAAUCUGCCCAAGACGGGCUGUGACAAGUCCCUGAAUAGUUCGCGUCGCGGCUCUCAGUCGAGUUUGGUGUUGUCCAGGCGCCAGUCGCUGGAUAUUGCCCUCACGGAGCAGCUCCAGCAAGAUGCUUUGGAGGCGCUCAGCAGCCUGGAAAAGGAGCAGCAGGAGCAGCAACAGGAGGCCCAGAACUUUGAUGAACUCUUCCAGGAUAUGGUAGUGGAACCGGAACCGGAGGAGGAGCCUAACGAUGAGGAUUUGGAUGCCGAUUCCCUGUGCACCACCAUCAGCAAGAGUCCCAGCGCACAGCCCGUGACGGUGGUCAAACGUGGCAGCUCGGAGGAUCAGAGCAUUGAGAAGCUUUUCGGACACUUCUCCGACGAGAUGCUGGUGCAGGUGGAAUUCGAUUCGAACGAUGAACUCGUGGGUAUAACGCCCACAGUGGCCAUAAUACCAGCCAGUUCCUCAGAGGAGAGAGAUUACUUGGACAAAUUGGAGUCGCUGGAGCGCGAUGAAGAGCCAACGAGGGAGGCGACAGAUAGAUUCCAAACGGAAGACAAGAAUGUGUCCAACGAUGAGCUGGAUGGCAGCCAUUUCCCCAUGCGACCGCAGCGCAGGGCCAAGAGCAGUUCCUCUUCCAGUGAGCCAGCGCUGCCGGCCAAGCUGGAAGCGAAGCUGGCAAAGUUGGAUCCCGAGGAUAUGGCGCCCUCAGUGCAGGACUUGCUUCAGCAGGUGUACGUGAAGCCGCAGGAUGUGGAAAUGAAUGCCGUGGAUCAGGGAACAGCAUUGAAAUUUCCCAGUUUGGUGAUUGAUGAAGAUGUGGCAGAUGUGGCAGAUGCGGCAGAGGAACACAAAGAGAAGGAGCUGGAAGUGGCUGCCAGUCAGAGUGGCAGCCUCCUCGAUGUGCAAGUGCCCAAAGUGGCCAAGUCCAAGGAGAACUCACUCGACUGGGACAUGGAAAAGCUGCCUGCCUCGCCCAUGCCCCGCCGUCGUUUGCCGCAGUCACAGCCAGCAGCCAGCAAGGAGAGCUCACUGGAAUGGGACAUGGAGAAGCUGCCCAACAGUCCCAUGCCGCCGCGACGCAACAAAGUGCGAAAUGCCUCACCCAGCAGCAGCUCCAUUAAUUUGCUCAACAAUCUUCCAUCGGAUGGCGAUGAGGAGCUGGCACAGCGAAGGCUCAUCGAGGACUUUGAGCGUGAGCGUCGCCAGGCUCUGAUCAGGCGCGACGAGAGCUUCGAGGCGACAGCAGCAGAGCAACGCAGACGCGACUCCCUGCAGAGCAGCAACAGCAACAGCAAUUCCAGCAGCAAGCGAAGUCUGCCGCCACCCAAGACGAGCAGCAGCAGCUGCAGCAGCGUGGCACGCCGCGGGGACACCGCACGAUCGGAGACCAAGCACGAGGGCACGCCGCCCAUGUUCAAGAAGUUGGAGCUGGACAACGAGAGCAGCUGCCUGACCACGCCACUGGAUUCGACGACCACCUGCUCGACGCGUCGCAGCUCGUUUGCAUUUAUAGAGUUACAGGACAACAAGCCGGUGAUUGUGCCAAUGCCCAGGAAGCUGAAGCUGCCGAAGCUGGCGGAGCCCAAAUUUGUGCCUGAACCGGUGGCCAGCGAUGAGCCCGUGCCGGAGGUGUUCCAGGGCAGAGCCUGGCCCAAAGUGCAGAUCGAGGGUGUGUCUGCCGAUGUGGACAGUGAUCCCGAGCUGGAUGAUGAGGCGGCAAAGCAGCUGCUGCCGGAUUACCUACGCUCUGACUCUCCUCCUGCGGCGGCUUUCAAGAACCGCAAAUGGCCCGAUGGCAAGACGAUCUUUGAUCAAAAUCAAACAACCAACGGGCAGGCAGAUGAUCAUGAUGAUGAGGAGGAUAUUCUGGGCAAAUAUUUGGAGGCCAGACGGCGCGUGUCCAAGCACAAGCCACGCUCUCAGUCGCCGCAGCCGUUUAAGCCGCUCUCCAGCAGCUCCAGGCAGAGCUCCAAGUCGUACAGCGACCUUAAGAAGGGUCCAUCGCUGCAGUCGCUGUCGGCACGCAGCAGCCAGGACACGGACACUACACACUCCACAGCCACAACGGUGGCAACUGUGGCACGUCCUGUCAGCUCCUAUGUGAACUAUGACGAUGCCAGCACGCGGGCGCUGCUCGAUCGCAGCAAGCGGCUGCACAAUCGCAAGCGAGAGUUUGUCAACGAGCGAGUGGUGGAGCGGAAUCCCUACAUGCGGGAGGUUAUACGCAGCACGGAUCGACGAGCAUCGGAGGAGGAUUUGGCCAGCUAUAGGCCGCGGCAUUAUGCGAGUCCCACGACAGGCAGCAGCUCGAGUCGCUUUCCCAGCACCGUGAUGCGCCACAAUUACUCAGACUACCUCAGUCCCAGCAGCAACCAUACCAGCGACUACCUCAGCAGCAGCAGCAGCAGCCAUAGGAGACCCUACUCAACGCUGAAUAUAUCCACGACGGGCAGCAGCUACUAUCCGAGCACAGCCGCCACACCGCGCAGCUCCCAUUUGAGUGACUUGUUCAAGCCGCGACGCCGCAGUCCCGUCUCCAGCUAUGGACGCAGCAGCGACUACGGACUGACCGCCAGCAAAGAGUCGUGCGUACAAACCGAAUCCGAGAGCACAUCCCCCGAUGAGAUUGAGCUCAAUUCUGCCACUGAAAUAUCCACCGAUUCAGAGUUCGAUAACGAUGAGAUCAUACGGCAGACAGCGCCGAAAAUCUUUAUCGAUGACACCCAUCUAAGAAAGCCAACAAAAGUUCAGAUCAAGUCCACCAUGAUCACACCCAAUGCUGCUGCUGCCUCCGCCUCAGGCUUACACGAGAAACAGUUGGCGGCUCGCGAGAAGGGCGUAAGCUAUUUGAAAAAAUAUCAGCCACAACCGCCGCUGCCGCAGUUCAAGCCGCUGGUCCAGGUGGAUCCCACACUGCUGAUUGGCAGUCAACGUUCAGCUGCUGCCACACCGCUCCAAAAUCCCCGUCCCGGCGAUUAUUUGCUGAACAAAACUGCCAGCACCGAGGGCAUUGCCUCGAAGAAGAGUCUGGAACUGAAGAAGCGCUAUCUGCUGGGCGAGCCGGCCAAUGGCAAUAAGAUACAAAAGUCUGGCUCCACCUCGGUGCUGGAUUCGCGCAUUCGCAGCUUCCAGUCGAACAUCUCCGAGUGCCAGAAGCUGUUGAAUCCCAGCAGUGACAUCAGCGCUGGCAUGAGGAGUUUCCUCGAUCGCACGAAGUUCGGGGAGCCCAAUGAGUUGAUGCGUUCGGCCACCAGCAAUGUGAUCAAUGAUCUGCGUGUGGAGCUCAAGAUACAGAAGGCGCCGUCCAGCAACUCAACGGACAAUGAGAAGGAGAAUGUGUUUGUCAAUUGCAAGAACGAGCUGAACAAGGGCAUGGAGUACACGGAUGCCGUGAAUGCGACGCUCUUGGAGCAGCUCAAUCGCAAGAGUUCACCCACAACGCCCACGAACAACCACAACAAGACAGUCAUCGAGGUGAUUGAUCUGGUGACGCCCGAGAAGCUGCCUCCCGUGGAGAUUAUUGAUUUGACUCUGUCGCUGGAGACACCAAAGAAACCGAAAAUCGAAGGCACAGACAGCAACAAGUUGAGCGAGAAGCAGCAGCUGGAGAAGCAGGAGGUGGAGGAGGUGGCCAAGCCAGAUGUCUCCAAGGAUGUCAAGGAGUGCAUACCCGACAUAAUCGGGGAUAUACAGGGCACAAAGGGCACGGGCACAGGCAGCGAAGAGCAGCAGAGUUUGCUGUCGGAUGAGGAGAAGCGCGACUCGCCCGAGAAGCAGGAACACGAAGAGCAGGACACGGUCCAGAUCCAAGUGCCCAAUAUACCCUGGAGCAAGCCGAAGCUGGAGCCCAUGUCCACAACUGGCAGCAGUGGUGGGACCAGCUGUUCCAGCUCAUCAAACACAUCCAGCAUUGAGGACAUACAGCACUACAUCUUGGAGUCGACGACCAGUCCGGAUACACAGACGGCAGGCGGCAAGCACAAUGUGCCGCGCCUCGAGGUGCACGACACGAGCGGUGCCCUGAUGCAGGUCGACAGCCUGAUGAUUGUCAAUGGCAAGUACAUUGGCGAUCCGGAGGAUGUCAAGUUUCUGGACAUGCCAGCCAAUGUGAUUGUGCCGCCAGCUGCUGCCCUGAAAACCAACGAACUGGAGGAGCACGAGGAUGAACACGAUGCGGAUGGGGAUGUGGAGCCUGUGACGGCCACACCAGAGCCAGCCGAGUGCACAGUGAUCGAGGCAGAACGACUGAACAAGGCGCCUCCGCCACUGCCCGAGAUGGGACCACCGAAGCUUCGAUUUGACACCAAAAAUGAAAACAAAAUCGAAAGCCUCAAGAAUCUGCCGCUGAUUGUGGAACGCACGGCGGAGCAUAGUCAGGUGGUGAAGCCAAUCACGCUGAACCUGAGCAGUGCAGCAGCCAGAACGCCCGAUACGCCGACCACGCCCACAGCCCAUGACAGCGACAAAACGCCCACGGGGGAGCUGCUGUCCCGCGGCUCCGACUCGGAAACAGAACCCACGGGCACGGGCACAGGGCAGGUGCUGACAGAGACGGAGCUCUCGGAUUGGACGGCCGAUGAUUGCAUUUCGGAGAACUUUGUGGACAUGGAAUUUGUGCUCAACUCGAACAAGGGAACAAUGAAGCGGCGAAAGGAGCGCAGGCGUAGCGGCGCAGCAGCCAGGCUGCCCAGCGGCAGUCAGGUGAUCCAUGAGUUGGCACGCCAGGCGCAGGCGCCGGUGGUGGAAAUGGAGGGCAUACUCAGUGCCAUUGACAUCGAUGACAUUGAGUUUAUGGACACGGGCUCGGAAGGGUCCUGCGCGGAGGCCUACUCGGCCACGAACACGGCAAUGCUGCAGAAUCGCGGCUACAUGGAGUACAUUGAGACGCAGCCAAAGCGAUUACCGCUGAAACCCAAUCAGGCAGCUGUGCCAGUUGCAAGUGCAGUCGUGGCCCUGCCGCCGCUCGUGACCAAACGGGAUGAGAAGCUGGGCAUUGAUUACAUCGAGCAGGGAGCAUACAUCAUGCACGACGAUGCCAAGACGCCGGUGAACGAGCAGCUACCAGCCGCAAUGACACAAUCCCUGACGGAUUCGAGCACUCUCAACGAUCUGGAUGAUGACAGCAUGGCUGGCUCGGGCAUGGGUCUGUCCCAGACGCUGCCCACCACAACGGAGGAGAGUGAGGCGCUCACGGUCGUCACCAGUCCGCUGGAUACCUCCUCGCCGCGUAUGCUGGAUCAUUUUGCCAGCAUGCUGGCCUCGGGCAAGGCAGACUCCACGGCCAGCAGCUCCGAGCAGCAGCCAAAGACGUCCACAGUGACGACCAGCAGCAGCAGCAACAGCGGAGGAGGAUUAGGUGGAGCCAACAGCUCAACACCCGGCCUUGAAGCCAAAGAUGCAGCCGCCGCCCAAGAUGAGGAUAUGCAGAUCCAAUUCGAGUAUGUGCGAGCCCUUCAGCAGCGUAUCUCGCAGAUCAGCACGCAACGUCGCAAGAGCUCCAAGGGGGAGGCGAACACAACUGUGAUAGAAUCAGCCGAGGCUCAGCUUCAGCAGCAGCCGCCGGAGAGCCCAGAGUUGUCAGCGAUGCGUCCUCGGAGCAGCAGCAGCUCCAGCAAAGUGCCUGAGAUACCGACGCUCAGCAGCAAGCUGGAGGAGAUCACCAAAGAGCGAACAAAGCAAAAGGAUCUCAUCCAUGACCUCGUCAUGGACAAGCUGCAGUCGAAGAAGCAACUCAACGCGGAGAAGCGAUUGCACAGGAGUCGCCAGCGGAGUCUGCUCACCAGCGGCUAUGCCAGCGGCGCCAGUCUAAGUCCCACGCCCAAGCUGGCCGGUGCUGCCAGCACUCACGACUCAAACUGCUCCAGUCAGGCGCAUUAUCAUGCCUCAUCCACGGCAGAGGAGAAGCCUGUAACGCCAAUUGCAAUUCCUUCGGCGCCAGCGCCCAGCAAUCCACUGCAGAAAUCGGCCACGUCCACCUAUGUGUCGCCCUAUCGCACUGUCCAGGCGCCCACACGGUGCGCGGAUCUAUACAAGCCGCCGCGUCCCUUCAGCGAGCACAUCGAUGCGCGAGCCCUCGAGGGUGGCUACAAGCUGAACAAGACGGCCUCCUUCAACAGCGGAAGUGCACGAGUGGGCGGGGGCUUCAUCGCCCCGAUAGCUCCAGCUCGCUUGCAUCGCGGUGGAGGAGUCGCUGUGGGGGUCGGAGUUGCUCCCUCUGUGGAGGUAUUGAAUAUUUCCGCCUCAACGGAGAACCUGCGCAUCGAGGCCCGUGCCAGGGCUCGUCUCAAGUCAAACACGGAUUUGGGUCUUAGUCCCGAGGAUAAGAUUCAAUUGAUGCGCAAACGUCUGCACUAUGACCCAACCAGACCACUCAAACUCAAGCAGCAGCUGGAGGAGCCGCUGUCAGUUGAUCUGGCAGCGCGUGCACGCAAAAUGAGUGCCUCGAAGAGCGUCAACGAUCUGGCGUACAUUUUAAACAGCCAGCAGCAGGUGGGACACUCGAGCCUGGACAAGGAGGCUGUGGCACAGGCCAAGGCAGCGGACUUCACAUCCGAUCCAAAUCUGGCGGCCAGCAGCGGUCAGGAGAAGGCAAUGACGACAAAGACCAGACAAAAGGAUCCCGAGCGACGUAAGAGUCUCAUACAGUCGUUGUCCAGCUUCUUCCAGAAGGGCAGCCACUCGCAUUCUGCGUCUGCAUCUACAUCGGCGUCCGCAUCCACCAGUCCCAAAGAGCACAGCGGCCCUGUGGCUGCCAGUCACUCUGAGCAGUCAGAGCGUCCCGGCACCAGCAGCAGCGGCACGCCCACCAUCUCCGAUGGCAACAGUGGCGGCGGCGGGGUGUUCAGUCGCUUCCGCAUCUCCCCGAAAUCCAAGGAGAAGUCAAAGGACAAGGAUGUGCUCAACGGCAGUGCCACAAGCGGCGCAAAUGCAGCAGCAACUGCCCCACGAUCACAGACAAAUCACUCUCAAGAUUAUCUGAACACCACAACAAACAACAGUCGCUAUCGAAAGCAAACGAACACUGCGAAACAGAAUCCCGAAACGUUCUCAUCAUCCAGCCCGCAGCUCUACAUACACAAGCCCCACCAUCAACUGGCCGCAGCGAAUGCAAUGGACGACCAGAUACCGCCACCCAUCCCGCCACUGCCACUGAAUUAUCAAAGAUCCGAUGAUGAGAGCUACGCUAACGAGACACGAGAGCAUAAGAAGCAACGUGCCAUAUCGAAGGCUUCACGACAGGCUGAGCUCAAGCGACUGCGAAUCGCUCAAGAAAUACAGCGCGAACAGGAGGAGAUUGAGGUGCAGCUAAAGGACUUGGAAGGACGCGGCGUGCUCAUUGAGAAGGCCCUGCGGGGCGAGGCGCAGAAUUUUGAAAACCUGGACACGUCCAAGGACAACGAUGAGAAACUACUAAAGGAACUAUUGGAAAUUUGGCGGAACAUCACAGCACUCAAGAAACGCGAUGAGGAACUGAGUAUAAGACAACAGGAACUGCAACUGGAGUAUCGGCAUGCACAGCUCAAGGAAGAGCUCAAUCUGCGCUUGUCUUGUCACAAACUAGACAAGAGCUCCGCCGAUGUAGCCGCCGAGGGCGCAAUACUCAAUGAGAUGCUGGAAAUUGUGGCAAAACGGGCGGCACUGCGUCCGACGGCCUCACAGCUGGACCUAACUGCAGCGGGUACUGCAACGACCUCAACCGAGGCGGCGGGCAUAAAAUUGACCGGCCAACCGCAUGACCAUGAAGAAUCGAAUAUUUGAAACUGUCCCUUGAGCUUGGUGGCGCCACAAGUUUGGGCAAAGGCAUGGAUUUUUUAAGCCCAAUUACUUAAUAAGAACCAAGAGAGAAACGUACCAAAAAGUCAGCUGAACAUUUACAACUACAAUAACAAAUACUAAAACGCAUGAGGAAAAGGAAACGAGCAAAACCCUAUUCAGAGUGAUUAAGCUGGCAGAGAAAGAAACAAUUUCAAUAUACAAAAUAUUAUAUUUACAAUAAGUAGAAGGAGUAAAGAGGAGUAAAGUUCAGUAAAGAAGGAGUAGCGCGCAAUGUCAAUGUAAAAAA
Drosophila guanche is the source of this 14602-nucleotide messenger RNA. It is a transcript of the gene Mical, whose product is annotated as F-actin-monooxygenase Mical. NCBI's taxonomy places the organism in Eukaryota, Metazoa, Arthropoda, Insecta, Diptera, Drosophilidae. Gene Ontology annotation, molecular function: protein binding. Bases 37 to 14298 code for a protein of 4753 amino acids. The transcript has 19 exons. The record is from RefSeq and is a predicted model, not a curated record.